CACCACCGCAAUGAAGACAUCCUUCCUCACCACCGCUCUCCAGGGCGCACUCGUCACCGCACUCCCAACCACACUCCUCACCAUUCCCACCAUCCUCGAGCCCAUCGAGAUCCGCGCCCCCGCUCUUCUCGAAGUUCGUGCAGAUGGCCGCGCAGCCACUAUCUACAAGUCGGCCAACCUCAGCGGCGAGUCUACUUUCAUCCCCGCGAACAACUAUUGCACGAAUAUUGACAAUAUUUUUGGUGGGUUUGAUGGCAAGAUCAAGAGCUUGGGCGUCGAGAAGGGGAGCAAGUGUGAUUUUUAUCAGGAAUCUGGCUGUGGUCUCAAUGAUCUUAAUGGGGGCGGCGUGGUGUUGGAAGUCGGGUUCAGGAACAAGAAGGAUGAGCGACGGCAGUUGGGGAGUUGGGAGGGGAGGAUUAAGAGUGUAUACUGUCAGCGUCUUUGA
This is a messenger RNA of Macroventuria anomochaeta, 445 nucleotides long. RefSeq lists its product as uncharacterized. The transcript is spliced from 2 exons. NCBI's taxonomy places the organism in Eukaryota, Fungi, Ascomycota, Dothideomycetes, Pleosporales, Didymellaceae. Bases 11 to 445 code for a protein of 144 amino acids. The record is from RefSeq and is a predicted model, not a curated record.